UACUAAGUCUUUGAAAUCGGUUUGUGUUUUAUGUUUACAGCACAUAUCAGUUUUGACCAGCCACAUUUCAAGGGCUCACUAGACACAUGUGGCCAGCGGUGACCAUACUGGACAGUGCAGGUAGAGACAAAUGUGGCCUUGGAGUCGAGCAAGGUGGGGCGGGGGCUUGCAUUGAAAGGGGAGUGAAGACAACCCCAGAAUGGUUACAGGGUGAGGGCGGUUCCAGAAGGCUUUUCACCACCCAUUUCCCCUUUCCUUUCCUCCCAUUCAUCACAGAUACGGGUCCCCUAGCCAGAAAGGCCUCUCCAUCCAGGUGCCCCAGCCCAUGCCUCCAACCCCUAUUCCUCUCCCGUUGCUCCCCUGUAUCCCCCGGGGGCCACCCACCUCGGAAUUCAUCCAGUCGAGCUGCCCACCACGUGGAUGCUGCACUCUACGUCACUCAACUGCUAGCUCCCUCCCGCCCGCCUUUCAGUAACCUUCGCUUCCCUCGGUUUCCACAGCGACGCCACCAAGGGGCGGGGCGGGGGGGGGUGGGCGGCUCGCGGCGCGGAGGCCCCCUUUGAUUGGUGGGUAGCCAAGGCCCUUCUUUCUACCGUCGCCCCUCCCUCUUGCCUGCGCUCCGCCCCCUCGGUGGGUCCUGCAAGCUGAUUGGCUAGCCCCGUGGCGAGAGCGGCUGUUUCUCGUUCAGACCUGCCCUGCCGGGCGAGGGCGAAGUGGGCGCCCCCUGCGUUGAUUGGUUGGAGGGGCGCGCGUGGCAGGGAGGAGCGAGGCGGACGCCGAGCCGCGAUUAGUCUCGCGGGGAGGUCGUGAGCGCGUGAGGUAUCCCUUGCAGUGUCGCGCGCAGGUAGCUGCAGCAGCAGGAGCAGUAGCCGCCGUUUGAGGGAGCCAUGAAGCACUCUGAGGUGGAGAUUCUGGAUGCAAAGACCCGGGAGAAGCUGUGCUUCCUGGACAAGGUGGAGCCCCAAGCCACCAUUGCCGAGAUCAAGAACCUUUUCACCAAGAGCCAUCCGCAGUGGUACCCCGCCCGCCAGUCCCUCCGCCUGGACCCCAAGGGCAAGUCCCUGAAGGAUGAGGAUGUUCUGCAGAAGCUGCCCGUGGGCACCACGGCCACGCUCUACUUCCGGGACCUGGGGGCCCAGAUCAGCUGGGUAACGGUCUUCCUGACAGAGUACGCCGGGCCCCUUUUCAUCUAUCUGCUCUUCUACUUUCGGGUGCCCUUCAUCUAUGGCCACAAAUAUGACUUCACGUCCAGUCGGCACACGGUGGUACACCUCGCCUGCAUCUGCCACUCGUUCCAUUACAUCAAGCGCCUGCUGGAGACGCUCUUCGUGCACCGCUUCUCCCACGGCACCAUGCCCUUGCGCAACAUCUUCAAGAACUGCACCUACUACUGGGGCUUCGCCGCAUGGAUGGCCUAUUACAUCAACCACCCUCUCUACACGCCGCCCACCUACGGAGCUCAGCAGGUUAAACUGGCCCUCGCCAUCUUUGUGAUCUGCCAGCUCGGCAACUUCUCCAUCCACAUGGCCCUGCGGGACCUGCGGCCAGCUGGGUCUAAGACCAGGAAGAUCCCAUACCCCACCAAGAACCCCUUCACAUGGCUCUUCCUGCUGGUGUCCUGCCCCAAUUACACCUACGAGGUGGGGUCCUGGAUUGGCUUUGCCAUCAUGACACAGUGUCUCCCAGUGGCCCUCUUCUCCCUGGUGGGCUUCACCCAGAUGACCAUCUGGGCCAAGGGCAAGCACCGCAGCUACCUGAGGGAGUUCCGGGACUACCCGCCCCUGCGCAUGCCCAUCAUCCCCUUCCUGCUCUGAAGGGCUCCCCCUCACCCAGGCUCAGCCGAGCCAGGCUCGUGUCCCCCCCGCCCCAGUGUCAUUCUGGGCGAGGACUGGGAACCACUGCUCUCCAGCAUCUGGAAUAAAACCUGCCUGCCCAGCUGGA
Messenger RNA from Physeter macrocephalus (sperm whale), 1941 nucleotides. RefSeq names its product trans-2,3-enoyl-CoA reductase (gene TECR). The transcript has 13 exons. The record is from RefSeq and is a predicted model, not a curated record. Gene Ontology annotation, molecular function: oxidoreductase activity, acting on the CH-CH group of donors. The coding region runs from base 888 to 1814 and encodes 308 amino acids. Gene Ontology annotation, biological process: very long-chain fatty acid biosynthetic process. NCBI's taxonomy places the organism in Eukaryota, Metazoa, Chordata, Mammalia, Artiodactyla, Physeteridae.